Coregonus sp. 'balchen' is the source of this 1610-nucleotide messenger RNA. The record is from the annotation of a GenBank genome assembly. NCBI's taxonomy places the organism in Eukaryota, Metazoa, Chordata, Actinopteri, Salmoniformes, Salmonidae.
AGGAUGAUGUGGAGCCACUUCCACCAACAUUUCGAACUAAAAGGCAGCCAGGACCUCAGCUGGACAUGACUGGAAAGUACAGCCCCCUUCAUCUUUUCCUGAUGUUUUUCUCCUUGUCAGUUCUUGGUUCGCUGGUGUCUAACACCAACAAGUAUGGGGCUAAGAAGCAAGCAGGCAAGAAAGAGUUAUGGAAGCCCAUUUCCAUCCAGAACCUAUACUGUUACAUUUCACUGGUCACUUACAUGGGGCUUGUGAAGUUGAAAAACCUGAAGGGCUACUGGAGAAGCUUGUUAUGAUGAGUUUCUAGGGUAUCAAGUAAUUCAUGAUGCAAUAAGAUAUUUAACACUUACCUGGGAAGUUCAUAUAAGUAUUUAAUAGGUACCAUGGUUCGUUAUAAGAGAAGGACAGGGCUAUGCCUCUUGCCAUUUCGAACUCUCUUGAACAAAGAGACCCUCUCACUUAUAUACUGACUAUCUCGCGGGCGCUUCAUAUCAGUGACCCACAAGCUGACGAUGACAUUGAGAAGAUGAGAGGCACAGCAAGCUUUGAUAGGCUCUGCAAACUCCAGCAUUGUUGAGGCCUGCAAGACCCAUUUUCAGCCUGCCCAGAACCUGUCCAUAGAUGAGAGGAUGGUAGCCUCAAAGGCUAGAACAAUAUAUGCGUAACAAGUCAACAAAAUGUGGUUACAAACUAUUUGUUUUGGCCAAUUCUAUGUGUGCCUACACUUGGAAUCUUUUUGUUUACGAGGGGAAAUCCAUCUCAGCCACCGGUAAGGGACUUAGUUAUGAUUCUGUUAUGGAAUUAUUGGAUUUUCCACUGCUGGGGGCGGGCUACAAACUGUUUGUGGACAACUUUUACACAAGCCCUACCCCGUUUACAGACCUGAGGAAGCUGAAUGUAAGGUCUUGUGGCACCAUUUGUCCCAACAGAGUGGGUAAAAGACAUACCUAAGAGGGCUGAUAGGGGUACCAUGCGAUGGAUUCGUAAAGAUGACCUGCUCUUUGUAAAGUGGAUGGAUACCAGAGAGGUGGUCAUGUGCUCCAGUAUCCACAAAUCGUACAGUGGCAAUCACGUCAGAAGGCGUGUGAAGGACGCUAAUGGGGCAUGGACCAAGAAAAAUGUCCCCACUCCAGCUGCUGUAAAGGAUUACAACAAGAGCAUGGGAGUUGUGGACCUGUCAGACGCGCUGAUAGGCUACUACAAUGUUCUCCAUAAGACAAUGAAAUGGUACAAGACAUUGUUCUAUCACUUCAUCGACAUUGCUGUGGUGAAUGCAUUCAUCCUCCAGAAGGAAAUGGCUAAGACAGACCCCCAUGACACAGCUAGCCUUCAGAGAGCUGCUGAUCCAGGAGUUUGCUGACUACGGCACAAAGUCCCCUCUACUCUGUCCCCUAUACUCCUGCAACCAGUGGUGUUCACCUGCCAAAAUACAUAACUGCAGACCUGAAUGUGCCUAAGGGCCAAAAGAGCACAGCAGGGAGGCGUCGCUGAACUCUGUGCCACAAGAAAUCUCCCAUUACCUGCACUUCUUGUGCUGUUACCCUCUGCUUCACAGCAGAAAGAGACUGCUAUGGGACUUGACAUCAGCAGCACAAUCUUGUGUAGAGGAC